ACUCAGAGAAACAGACGGAGAGACGCGGAGAGGAGCAGCAGCAGCAGCAGCAGCAACCUGUGUCCACAACCAGGAGCGCACUCCAAGAGCGACACUUCUUCAGACAGCCGACAAACUAAUGUUUCAGAAAGAAACUAGUAAUAAUGAGGAUGAUGGUGGGUUUAUUCUAACACAUGCACGGUGUUUUUAUCACCUUUUAUGUAAGAUCUUUGUUGGAUGGAUGGUGCGCUUCUGACUUGGAUUAACGCGCGGUGAUAAAGGGCGAUUCUGCGCACUUGGACAAAUUAUGUAAGGUUGCCCAGGCGUCUUAGCCUGCAGUAUUACCCUCAGACACAGCCAUGAAGUCUGUGCUGGAUGGUGUGGCGGACACCACCUUCCGGACUAUUACAUCUGGUUUACAGUAUCUGGGCUCCAACGACGCUAACUAUGACAACCCCCUCAAUGAUGUAGACUUCAAGGCAGGUUUCGCUCUGCAGAAGCCUUUAUCUGCUUUCCGCAGCGACUCCUUCCCAGGCAAAGUACCUGCGGACGAGGAGCUCAUCCUCAAGGGCAUCCCCUUCUUCCCCACCAAUGCCACGGACUUGUUUGGCAACCGGAGCAUGUUGGGAGAUGAGACUAACACUUUACAAUGUGGGGAUAACUUUAUGGACAUGGAGUGUUUCAUGAUCCUGACCCCCAGCCAGCAGCUGGCUGUGGCAGUGAUGUCUCUGACUCUGGGUACGGUCACAGUGCUGGAGAACCUGGUGGUGCUCUGCGUCAUCUUUCAGUCCCGCACCCUCCGCUGCCGGCCGUCCUACCACUUCAUUGGCAGUCUGGCUGUGGCUGACCUUCUGGGAAGUGUUAUAUUUGUCUACAGCUUUCUGGACUUCCAUGUCUUCCACAGGAAGGACAGCCCCAAUGUUUUUCUCUUCAAACUGGGUGGAGUCACAGCGUCUUUCACUGCGUCUGUGGGGAGUCUUUUCCUCACUGCUAUUGAUCGCUACAUCUCCAUACACCGGCCUCUGGCCUACAGGCGCAUCGUGACACGGACCAAGGCUGUCAUUGCCUUCUGUGUGAUGUGGACCAUCUCUAUCGUCAUCGCAGUGCUACCUCUGCUGGGCUGGAACUGUAAAAGUCUCAACUCAACUUGCUCAGACAUAUUUCCUCUGAUUGAUGAGAACUACCUGUUGUUCUGGAUCGGUGUUACCAGUGUGCUGGUUCUUUUCAUCAUCUACGCCUACAUGUACAUCCUGUGGAAGGCGCACCACCACGCCGUGCGCAUGCUGAGCCGCACCUCCCAGAAGAGCCUUGUUGUUUACUCAGCAGAUGGGACUAAAGUGCAGUCCGCUCGCCCGGAGCAGACGCGCAUGGACAUUCGCCUCGCCAAGACCCUGGUGCUCAUCCUGGUGGUGCUGGUCAUCUGCUGGGGCCCACUGCUCGCCAUCAUGGUGUAUGACCUCUUCUGGAAGAUGGGCGAUGAUAUUAAGACAGUAUUUGCAUUCUGCAGCAUGCUCUGCCUGCUCAACUCCACUGUCAACCCGGUCAUCUAUGCCUUGAGGAGCAAGGAUAUGCGGCACGCCUUCAUCACCUCCUGCCAGGCCUGCAGGGGCACGGGCCAGCAGCUGGAUAAUAGCCUCGAGUCAGACUGCCAGAACAGACAUGCCAACAUUUCUGCCAACAGGGCUGCAGAGAGCUGUGUGAAGUCCACUGUGAAAAUAGCCAAAGUAACAAUGUCUGUGUCAACUGAAACUUCUGCAGAGGCUGUCUGAUGGCCCUUCACUGGGGAACAUGUGUAAAUGUCAUCCUCCCCAAAACAAUGACAUCCACCAGAAUGAAGCAGAAAGUUGAAAAUAAAAAGAAAUCCUCUCCUGAAAGUAUUGACUUACAUCCUCACAUUGGCUUUAGUGGUUGCAUUAUUUUAUGUUGGUUUGUAAGUACAUAGUGUGCCAAAGUGCCAAAAAGUAUUGCAAGUUGAUAGGAAAGGACUCACAAUUUGAAAGGAUUAUCAAAGACUAUCAUGAGUCUGCUAUCUACCAUAGACCUCAUGAUAUCCAGUUAGUGAAGGCAUAUUAUAUUUUUGUACUGUGAAUUCAGGUUUUGAAAACAAUAUUAUCUUCAUUUAUGGGAUAAGGGGCUACUGACGUUUUUAAUUCGAGAUGUUUUAUUGUGUCAUUUAGACUUUAAAAUGUGUCUUGCGCCAUAAAUAUAACAAAUCUUUGGCAACUUGACUUUCUAAUCUACAGGCUUCAUGUACAUUAGGCAUUUCUAUGAAGGAGUGAUAGAAAAAAAGUUUCAAAUGACUGAUUGUUUAUUUCAAAAAUUGUCAUUUAACAUGUCACUUUUGUAUUUGUUCUGACGACACUCAGUGAGUGGGAAAAUGUGUGAAGGAGAUUUUGAGAUUUGAUGGGUGAUUCAUGCUCAAGAUAUAUAAAAAAAACAUCACCAUCAACUAAAAAACUCCAAUGAGAUGGAGGUAAACGGAUUCACAGAUUUUGAGCGUGUCAAAUCUGAAAUGACAUUUCUGUGGCAGAGUGACGAUGGUCCCUGUUGUCCAUUUCUUUACCCGCUAGCUAAAGUAACGUGUCUUUGUUCAAUUGUAAACCUAACAACUGUACAGUGUUUUUCUUGCAAAGAUAAAGUGUUCAAACCGCCUCAUUCAGCUGUACAGCCAGCAAAACAACAACAAGCUUGAAUACAUCAAAACUGACGCAGUGUGCUGGACACAACUGCAACAAACUGAAGUGGUUUCAAACUAUAUCUGCUUUCAUCAAAUGUAAUAUUUUACUGAAUUCAGCCAUGUAUGUGUGUAAUACCUUGUGACUUGGUGAUAUAUUUCCAACCCCAAGCCUUUUGAUCAUUGCAGUGAGUUGUUUUUAGUGCCACUGUUGCAGAGGGACAUCAUUUUGGAAAAGAAAAGCAACCCAUGCACAGGCCUAGUGAAGUACUUCUGGCGUAACUCUAAAUAAAAAUAUGUCUGCUGUUAAUUUUACGUAUCUAAACAAAGAAACAGGGGUUGUUUCAUUAGCUGGUAACUUGGAUGGAAACUGUAUGUAUGCAUUGUGUGAAGACUCGGCAACUGACCUUACAAAAGAAUCUAAGAUGUGACUUUCCUUAUAGGUGAUGUAGUACUUUUAAUCUAGAAAUCUCACAGCACAAUUGUUCUGUAGACAUUUAUCUUGGUGUAAAGUUAUCCAGACUGUUUAUCAGUAUUCUUUGCUGCCUCUUGUAUUAUGAGUAUUGAAAAUCAAAUUGUCAACUGUCAAGUGGCUUCUGUGCAGUGGUGGCAUAAUGAGGAAUCUAUGACUUAAAAAACACAAUCAGUCAAGUGGUUUUAGUAUUGCUGUUUUCAAACUUUUGAAUAAAGUUGCAGCUGGUUGUCA
Molecule: messenger RNA, 3359 nt
Organism: Trematomus bernacchii (emerald rockcod)
Lineage: Eukaryota; Metazoa; Chordata; Actinopteri; Perciformes; Nototheniidae
Gene: cnr1
Product: cannabinoid receptor 1
Exons: 2
Coding region: 339-1748 (469 amino acids)
Biological process (GO): G protein-coupled receptor signaling pathway
Cellular component (GO): membrane
Molecular function (GO): cannabinoid receptor activity
Source: RefSeq, a predicted model, not a curated record